UCGUGGGAUGUGUGGGCAGCUGGACAGACGCCGGGUGUGCAGGGUGACUGGCGGGUGAGCGCCUGUGACUUGGCCUAGAGGCCCAUUUCCGAAGUAGGCUCCCCCCGCAGAUCGUGUGCCCGUGACGUCACUCCAUUCACAAGAAAUAUAAGGCAGUGAGCAGCGAGCAGAGGCAGUGACAGCUCCGGAGAGCAGCCCGAGCGGACAGUACAGACGUCAGUGACCGCAGCCAUGUACCACGGAUUCCCCAGCAACGCCGACUACGAGGCGGCCUCAUCCCGCUGCAGCAGCGCCUCUCCCGCCGGAGACAGCCUCACCUAUUACCCGUCCCCGGCCGCCUCCUUCUCAAGCCUCGGCUCCCCGCUCACCCCUACGGAGCUCAGUGCAGAUUCAAGCAGCAGCUUUGUCCCCACCGUCACAGCCAUCUCCACGUCUCCAGACCUGCAGUGGUUGGUGCAACCCACCCUCAUCUCCUCUGUGGCACCAUCACAGUCCAGAGCUCACCCGUAUGGGGCGGCUCCAGCCUUCAGCCGCUCUGGUGUCAUCAAGGGGUCAUCAGGAAGAGGCCAUUGCCCGGGCAGGAGAGGGAAAGCAGAGCAGCUGUCUCCCGAGGAGGAGGAAAAAAGGAGAGUCAGGCGUGAAAGAAACAAAAUGGCGGCAGCCAAAUGCCGGAACCGGCGGCGUGAGCUGACUGACACCCUCCAAGCUGAGACGGACGAGCUGGAGGAUGAGAAAUCUGCCCUGCAGUCCGAGAUCGCCGUCCUGCUGAAGGAGAAGGAGAAGCUGGAGUUCAUCCUGGCGGCCCAUAAGCCGGCCUGCAAGAUUCCACAUGACCUGGAGGGGGCGUUCCAGGAGCUGACCUCUUCCCUGGACCUGAUCUCUGACGUCACUUGUGCUUCCAACUCUCAUGAGCCCCUCUUUCCUGUCGGCAUCUCCCAGUCUUCCGUCCCGGAGAAGGAGAUACCACUAGACCUCAAAUCCGAGCCCCUGGACGACUUCCUCUUCAGCUCUCCUGGUGCAGGAGCCUCUGACGCCGCCCGCUCGGUGCCAGACGUGGACCUGUCCAGCACCCUGUACUCGUCCGAUUGGGAGCCCCUCUACAGCACCCUGUCGGCAGAAGUGGAGCCCCUGUGCACGCCCGUCGUUACCUGCACGCCAACAUGCACCACCUACACCACCUCAUUUGUCUUCACCUACCCCGAUUCCGACUCUUUUCCUAACUGCGGAGCCGCCCAUCGCAGAGGAAGCAGCAGCAACGAGCAGUCGUCGGACUCCCUCAACUCUCCCACUUUACUGGCCUUGUAACUCCCAGGGUGGCGGACAGAAUCUGGGACUGUGCCCUCAGGCAAUAAGGGUUUACCUCCUGGUGUUGAGUGACUGCCUCCUCGCUGCUAUACGUGUGCCCGUCUAGUCAUCUCCAGCAGAUCACACUGUCGGCGCUAGAGCAAGGGUUGCCGAUCGGACGCUUGCGCAGUGGCCCUGGCUGCCUCUUCUGAUGUAGCACUGUCACGGAGCACCUCACUCCUGUCCACAUGUAGCAUGAUGUAUGCUGUGACGGUAAUAGUCUCCUCUUCCGAGGCCGGUGCUGCUGGUUCAGGGUCUUGUCCAGCUGGCGAUGGGCUGCCACGAUAUGUCUCUCUAUAUUAACCCCUCCAUGCCGGACACAUGGUGAACGUGCUGUAUCUUCCGUUGACUGUAAUGCUGUCUUGCUGUCUUUCCAAGUUUUCCAUGAAAACGUUUUAUUUUCCGUAGACAGUUUUUGGUUAAUUUAUUCUGGAUUUGAGAAUAUUUAUUUUUUUAUUUUCUACUCCUGCGGACAGAGGAACGCCUCGGGCAUUUGUUUGCUUCUUGUCCACGACAUUGAGAAUAAAAUGUAUUUGCAUUUGCUG
Molecule: messenger RNA, 1889 nt
Organism: Bufo bufo (common toad)
Lineage: Eukaryota; Metazoa; Chordata; Amphibia; Anura; Bufonidae
Gene: FOS
Product: Fos proto-oncogene, AP-1 transcription factor subunit
Exons: 4
Coding region: 232-1305 (357 amino acids)
Biological process (GO): regulation of transcription by RNA polymerase II
Cellular component (GO): nucleus
Molecular function (GO): DNA-binding transcription factor activity, RNA polymerase II-specific; RNA polymerase II cis-regulatory region sequence-specific DNA binding
Source: RefSeq, a predicted model, not a curated record